Paralichthys olivaceus (Japanese flounder) is the source of this 2114-nucleotide messenger RNA. RefSeq names its product acidic mammalian chitinase. NCBI's taxonomy places the organism in Eukaryota, Metazoa, Chordata, Actinopteri, Pleuronectiformes, Paralichthyidae. Gene Ontology annotation, biological process: carbohydrate metabolic process. The record is from RefSeq and is a predicted model, not a curated record. Gene Ontology annotation, cellular component: extracellular region. Gene Ontology annotation, molecular function: hydrolase activity, hydrolyzing O-glycosyl compounds; chitin binding.
UUUGACUGUGAGAGGUCGGCCAAGCUCGUUCACCAUGAACAAGCUGAUUCUACUUGCAGGUCUCUGUCUUUCACUUGGCAGUUUGGUGUCAUCUGCCAGACUGGUGUGUUAUUUCACUAACUGGUCCCAGUACAGACCUGGCAAUGGGAAGUUUAUGCCGUCGGACGUUGAUCCAAACCUGUGCACCCACCUGAUCUACGCCUUUUCUGGUAUUAAUGAUGCAAAUGAGUUGGUCACCAUAGAAUGGAAUGAUGAGGAACUCUAUAAAUCAUUUAAUGGACUCAAACAGAGGAAUCCAAAUCUUAAAACACUGUUGGCAGUUGGUGGCUGGACCUUUGGAACACGAAAAUUCACUACGAUGGUGUCAACUGAAGCAAACAGAAAUACAUUCAUCCAGUCUUCUAUCAAACUAUUGAGAAAACAUGGUUUUGAUGGAUUGGACCUGGACUGGGAAUACCCUGCUGCCAGAGGAAGUCCACUGGAGGACCGGCAGAGAUUCACUGUGUUAUGCAAGGAACUCCUGGAGGCCUACGAGGCCGAGAGGACAGCGACUGGCAAACCCAGAUUAAUUAUCUCUGCUGCUGUGCCUGCUGGGAAAGGAACCAUCGAUGCUGGCUAUGAAAUUGCAGAGUUGGCAAAGUACCUGGAUUUUAUCAAUGUGAUGACCUACGAUUUUCACGGCACCUGGGAAAGUGUGACGGGACAUCACAGCCCGUUGUACAAAGGAUCCCAUGACACCGGGGAACAUGUUUACUUGAAUACUGACUUUGCCAUGAAAUACUGGCGGGACAAGGGAACACCUGUGGAAAAGCUCAAUAUGGGAUUUGCCACAUAUGGGCGAACAUUCAGACUGUCGACUCAGUCCAGUGCGGUCGGAGCACCAAUCAGUGGUCCCGCGGCUGCAGGUGCUUUCACGAGGGAGGCUGGCUUCUGGUCCUAUUAUGAGAUUUGCACUUUUCUUCAAGGGGCCAGUGUCCAGUUGAUUGAGGAUCAGAAAGUUCCCUAUGCCACCAAAAACAAUGAGUGGGUCGGAUAUGACAACAAAGAAAGUUUUGAGACUAAGGUUCGUUACCUAAAAGACAACCGGUUUGGAGGAGCCUUUGUCUGGGCUCUGGAUCUGGACGACUUCCAAGGACAGUACUGUCAACAAGGAAACUACGCCCUCAUCAAUUAUCUUCGUUCUCUUUUGGCUUUAGAUCUUCCUCCCCUCCCCACCACAGAAACGCCUCCGACUCAAGUCAUUCCAACCAAAAAUCCUCCAUACGUAACAUCUCAUCCCACACCAGUGAUCCCCACAUCACCCAAAACUCCAGACAGCAACUUCUGUGCUGCAAAGGCGGGAGGGAUUUAUGCCAAACAUGAUUCCCCAAGUUCUUUUUACAGUUGUGCCAACGGCAUCACGUGGAUCCAAAACUGCCCCGCUAAUUUAGUCUUCCGCCAGAGCUGCAAUUGUUGUGACUGGCCCUAAAAGCUGCAACACUGUUUUUCAUUUAUGCUGUGGUUAUUAAUAGUGAGGUUUUUAAAAAAAUCAUUACGUACAGCAAUUUACAGUAUGGUAAGUAAACUAUGGGUGCACUAUAUAGGGUAUAAAAAAGGUAACAUUUGGAUGGCACAACAAAAUGUAAAAGAUUGUCAUGUCGGUCAAUAUCAUUAAUUAUAUUAUAAUAAGAAUUGCUAAUUCUUUGAUUUUGUCAUUAUCUCCUCUUAUUCUGAUUUUAUUAUAUUGUAGAGCGCUCUGCUCCACUCUGGUCAUUUUUUAAAUAGGCUUUGUAGAUAAACUUGAUAUGAUUUGCUAAUGAGAAGAAAGAUCUUGGCACGAGACUGGACGAACACAUGACAUCUAAACAGGCUCUAAUGUUCGAGUUCGAUCUGCACUGUGGAACUCCACAUCUACAAUUCAUGUGUGUACCUGAAUACGCUUCUGGUGUUUGUAGUUUCUGUCGACAUAAAAGUUCUAACUCUGUUCAGCAUGCAGAUACUCUGUCUCUUUUGGAAUUCCAUUCAUAUAUUUCUGUUCCAGUCAUUAGGGUCCAUACCUGCAGUCAGUGUCCUCAUUACCUCUAUCAAGUACAUGUUUACCUCCGUCGAAGAGGUUGUGUUUUAGUCUGUGUUUC